UGGGAGGGACAAUGACAAGGUAACUCAAGAAUUAGCCAUUGUCACUGCGUUCAGACCUAUAUAAAUCACACCUGGACAGACAGGCAUUCACCACUCAGCCUUACUUCUGUUGACUCACCUGCCGAAGAAAACUUCACUGAGGACCAUGUCACUCUCAUCUAUCCUUUCCGCUGAUGCCAUCGAGAGUGCUCUCAAGGACUGUCAAGCACCAGAAUCCUUCAGUCCCAAAAAGUUCUUUCAGCUGUGUGGUCUGUCAAAGAAAAGCCCUCAAGAUGUGAAGAAUGUCUUUAAUAUCCUGGACAACGAUGCCAGUGGAUUCAUUGAGGAGGAUGAACUAAAGUUUUUCUUGCAGCGAUUCUCACCUGGUGCUCGUGUACUGACCGAUAAAGAGACGAAGGCUUUCCUGGCGGCAGCUGAUGAUGACAGUGAUGGCAAGAUUGGAGCAGAUGAAUUCCAAGUGCUGGUUCUUUCCUGAACGACAUUCAUAUUUUCUCCCCUCUUUUACUCAAAUUUCAUUUAAAUUCAUCCGUCUCACCACUUGAUACACAGUAAAUUUUCCUCUAUGGGACCCCCUGGUCAAUAGAGUCCACACACUGUACACACUCCACAGUUUUUAAGUGAUUUUUGAGGGGUGCACAAUGGGGUUAUCCAAAUAUAGAACUAACUGCUAAUUAUUGAAGUGAAUAAAUAAAUGGCUCAAAAUA
Messenger RNA from Myxocyprinus asiaticus (Chinese sucker), 704 nucleotides. Its product is annotated as parvalbumin, thymic CPV3-like. Bases 146 to 475 code for a protein of 109 amino acids. Gene Ontology annotation, molecular function: calcium ion binding. Gene Ontology annotation, cellular component: nucleus; cytoplasm. The record is from RefSeq and is a predicted model, not a curated record. Lineage: Eukaryota; Metazoa; Chordata; Actinopteri; Cypriniformes; Catostomidae. The transcript is spliced from 6 exons.